This is a messenger RNA of Nymphaea colorata (pocket water lily), 1677 nucleotides long. RefSeq lists its product as uncharacterized. The record is from RefSeq and is a predicted model, not a curated record. Bases 144 to 1073 code for a protein of 309 amino acids. The transcript is spliced from 3 exons. NCBI's taxonomy places the organism in Eukaryota, Viridiplantae, Streptophyta, Magnoliopsida, Nymphaeales, Nymphaeaceae.
ACUCCAUCUCUAUCUGAAAUGAGAUAGGAAGAAGGAAGAAUUAGCAACUCUCUCUCUCUCUCUCUCUCUCUCUCUCUAGCUAGAUCUCAUUUUCUUUGUGAGAAGGGGAUAGGAAGAAGAAAGGAUUAGGAUUUAGGACAGUCAUGGCUUCUUCUUUCCUCACCUGUAAGGAUGAUGUGGAAGAUAAGCUCUUGCAGUUGUAUGGUGAAGAGUCCAGCAAACUAGACUUUGAUGAUGAUGAUGGUGGUGGUGGUGGUGGCGGCCGCGGUGGCGGCAGCGAUGAUGAUGAUGGGGAGGAGCAGGUCGUUGAGAACACUAAACAAGAUGACCAAUUCUGGGAAUCACAAAAGGAAUUGGUAGAGGAGUUUCUGUGUGUAAGGAGCUUGCACGAAUUGUCUUUGAAGCGACAUGUGAAGAAUGCAGUUGAUAGCGCCAAGAGGGGAUCGGGAAAAUGGUGCUCCACCUCAUGCACCAACGCUACCAACGGCGGUGGCGGCAGCGGCGGCGGCAGUGGCAGUGGCAGUGGGUGUGGGCAUUGCCUGCGGGAGAUUGUGACUAACCAUCUUGGAAGGUGCGGAUAUCGUGCAUCCAUCUGCAGAUCCGAAUGGAAGGCCAACAAGAGCAAGAGCAUUCUCAAAGGAUCCCAUGAAUACAUAGAAGUGAUAAUCGAAGCAGCAGCUUGCAGAAAGGAAAUCAGCUACAUAAUUGAAGUAGAUUUUCGGUCAGAGUUUGAGCUCGCGAAAUCCAGCAGUGGGUACCAGCAGAUAGUGAACCAACUGCCCGAGGUAUAUGUUGGCAAGCCAGACCGCCUGCGAAUGGUUCUCCGAGCCGUUUGCAAAGCCAUGAAGAGGUCACUGGCGGAGAAGAAGAUGCAUAUUGGGCCUUGGAGAAAGUUUGGUUUCAUGCAAAUGAAAUGGCUGGGGCCUAGUGUGAGGCAGGUGCCUGGUGCUUCACAUAUGGACAGAAUGAAACCAACUGGGGUGCAAAUGUUAAAUAGCCAAGACUAUGGCUCUCAAGAGCCUCUGUCUAGAAUGGUUUUCUUCACAACCCCAUUGGUUAAAGCAAUGGGCUGAGCCCUUCUGUGAGUAAUUGCACUGACAAAGCUCCAUAAGUGCCAAAGAAGAGGAUCAUGGUUCACAUGAAGAAGAUCUCGUCCAAGUUCACGAACUUGGUCGUGUUCCACAUGAUCUUUCAUCAAGGAAGCAGCAUGAAGACAUCAUGGAGUCCCAGCUUAGCGCUUCUGUUGUACAUAAACUGUAAUAUUUUUUGCAGUAGUCUUCUUUGUAAUAUUUCAUAACUUACUGCAGAAUCCAUUUCAUUUACAUCACAUUGUACAAUUAAUAAACCUUUAGUGCUAAUAUACUUCAUUACUCCCUCGAAUUUAAGAUCUGAAGCUUUCCUUCUUACGAGUAAUUUUCCAAAUACACUCCAUACAAUGCGAUUAAGACCACCCAUCAGAAUCAUACUCGCAUUCAGAACACGAAAUCGCUAACUGAAUCCGACUGUGAUUGUUAUUCAUAUUUUCAUUUGUUCAACAAAAUCCGAUCCUCUGCUGUCCGAUCCUUUUCCUAUUGAAAACUUGGACCCAGUCCUGAACCAUUGGUUUUCAAGGACAGGCUACCCAUCGGAGACAAACAAAAAGGAAACCGGCUUGUUGGGGAGGUGCGACUUUCUUCC